AUAUUCAGAAGUCUGUAUUUUUUAAAAUGUGUUUUAAAGACAUCUUGCAAAAGGUAAAAUUUUGAUGCCAUUUGGGGGGCCUUGCCCUGGAAAAGUUUGGGAACCCCUGGUAUAGGCUAAUUCAGGUUUAAGUACAUAUUUCAUAUUCUCAGAAAAAAAACAUUUAAAACAUGAUUCUGUGUAUUAAAACUGCAUCGAGAAACAAGUUUUAUUGAAGGGUCUCCACAACUGUUUUAUUUCUUAACAUAUACUUGAAUAAAUGCGCUCUUAAUGCUGGUGAUUUCAUCGGUGACUUUAGUUAAUGCAACCCGAAGACUUUUAUUUUGAUAGAAGCGGAGAUGAGGUGACCGCGGAAUUGUUACUUAAUUGAUAAACCUACGAAUUAGCAGUUUAGCACGCUAGAGUUCCGAAAAGGCCUCUAUUGUUUUAUAGCACUACGACUCCAUAUUUUUUCAUAUCUUAUCAUUUAAUCUGUGACAACAAUCUACCCAGUGCUUAAGGAGGCGAUGGCGAAUUACCGAGCAUUUCACACACAGCUUACGACCAUCAUGGAAACCUUGACUCGGGCAGCAGUGGCGGAGAUUUGUGAGCUUGUGGAUGACGGAUACGCGAUUUUACACAUGGAGAUUUCACGGCAUCAGAAGGAGAACGAAGAACUCAGGCGGAAACUUCAGCUGAUCGAGUCCAUUGUUGCUGCGUGCGGAUACAGCGAUGAGACCGCGGCCGUGCAGGAGGCCACGAGCCGCCGCGCUCGAGCGGAGUCACGAGAUUCAGAGGAGCAGGCUCUUGUCACAGUGCAAGUUAAAGAGGAAGGUCAGGAGCCACCAAAUGAUGAUGAAGAUGAUGAUGAAACAGUUGCUGUGGUAACUGGUGACUCUCCAGAUGAGGAAGUCGUAGAGCUCUUGUCACAUAAAGUCCCAUCAGAUACAGCCUCUGCAAAUGACAACCUCCAUGCACACUCACUCACAGAUACACACUCCCCGAGUCUUCCCCCACACAUACUCGCAGACACGCACUCACACACUGAGGAGUCACAACACUCCAGCGUGGAUCUGACAGCCUCUGAUGAACCUCUCUGUUCUUUUAACACACAGAGUAAUGUGCACUCACUAUCUGACACGCACACUGAUGCCACUGGUCAUAGCUGCUCAUUUCCCGAUAAGAUGUGUACGAAGAGAGAGCCUAUGGUGUCUGAUCUGAAUCUUACUUUGGACUGGAGCACACACACAGUACAUAACACACUAUCACAUUCCCACACUUCCUCAGCUGGAAAUGUCACAAGGACAUUUGCUGCCCACAGUUCCCCUCUCUAUUCUGCACAGCACUUGCUUGGACUGGGUAAUGUGGCUGGGCUGGGGUUGUUUGGAGGACGUGGUUCCUUGCAAGGGGUUGGAGUUGGUAAGAGGCAUUUUAUCUGUUCCAUCUGCGGCAAGAACUUCACCACAGCACAGAGCCUAGACACACACAUGCGCAUACACACAGGUGAGCGUCCAUACCGCUGUGAACAGUGUGGCAAGCGCUUUACUCAGUCUGGUCACCUUACAGCACACCAGACCGUUCACACUGGAGAAAGACCGUAUGAGUGCACACACUGUGGCAAGCGUUUUGCAGGCAAGCAGUACUUGCGAAUACACACCAAGAAACACCAUCCUGAGUAACAAGAUUUCGGACACCACAGAAAAUACACACUAAUGUGUGUAUAUAUACACUAAUCCAUGAUGCACUUCACUGAGUACUUGUACUUACUCACACAUACGUGCACUGUAGUGGACAUUGAAACAAGCUAAUGCACAAAUGAAAUACGUGUUUAGAAUUCCAACACAUUAAAACUACUGCACAAAUGUAUUUUGGAGUUGGCUUAUAAGCAAUGUUUCAGUUACAAAAUCUAAAUAUAAAUUGAAAUUAAAUGACAAUUCUACACAAAAGAUUUAAUUUAAAGUCAGGAAGGCCUUUUGUAGGCAUAUAGUGAAGAACAUGAGCUACUGGUGAAGUUCAUGAGUACUAUAGGGACUGAACUUGGUUCUGUACACUACACAGAGGAAGAACACACGGAAGGCAGGGAAUUCCACCUGUCUCUGCCAUAAUAAAACAUACAUGUAAAACACAAGGAAAGCAUCUGAUUAUUUUUUUAUUUUAAACAUGGUUUUUCCUUAGGGAAGAGAUCAUAAAUUUGGUCUUAUGCAUUUAUCUUUGGAUGGCAGAGUAAUGACGGAAGCUUGGGUCAUAUUUUCCCUACAGUGGGUGUAAGAAGAUGAGCCACACAACAAAUAAACAAUUGAAUGUUGGCUUUCACUUUGAUUUACAGACUGCUGAAGCUGUUGGAGCUCAGGGAAGUUGAUGUAGCUCAGUAUAUUACUAUGAGCCAUGCAGUAGCAGCCAUUCUCUUGAUCACAAAAUAUGUGUCUUGCAGCUACAUCUACAAACCCAAUUCCAAAAAAAAUUGGAACAGCAUGGAAAAUGCUAAUAAAAACAAAGAGGAGUGAUUUUAAAUUUAUUCUGACUUGUAUUUAAACAAAAAACAUAUAAAGACAAGAUAUUUGAUGUUUUACAUAAUCGAAUGCAUAGUUUUUUGAAGAUAAAUGUUUAUUUUGAAAUUGAUGCAUGUAACACGUUCCAAAACAGUUGGGACAGGAACACCAUUCACCGCUGCAUCCACAGAUGUGAGUUAAGGCUUUACUAUGCAAAGCAGAAGCCAUACAUCAACACAGUCCGGAAGAGCUGCCAACUUCUCUGGGCUCGGUCUUAUCUGCAAUGGACAGUAGCACAGUGGAAUCGUUUUUUGUGGUCCGACGAAUCAACAUUUCAAAUAGUUUUUGGACAAAACAUCCGUUGUGUUCUCCAGGACGAAGAGUAAAAGGACCAUCCAAGUUGUUAUAAGCAUCAGGUCCAAAAGCCAGCAUCUGUCAUGGAAUGGGGAUUUGUCAGUGCCCAUGGCAUGGGUUACUUGCACAUCUGUGAGGGUACCAUUAAUGCAAAAAGAUAUGUACACAUUUUGGAGCAACAUAUGCUGUCAGCCAGAGCAGGACAACGUAAUACCAGAUUCUGCCUGGAUAAUAAGUGCAUGGUUGCAUAAGCAGAGUGUGGGUGCUAACAUGGCCUGCCUGCAGUGCUGUCCUGUCUCUGAUUGAGAAUGUGUGGUGCAUUAUAGAGCGCAAAAUAAGGCAAAGAAGGCUCUGUACAGCUGAGCAGCUGAAGAAAUGCGUAAUGGAUGAAUGGGUGAAAAUUUCACUUGCUAAACUUAAUCAACUGGUGUUUUCAGUGCCCAAACACUUAAUAAGCCUUAUUAAAAGAAAAGGUGAUGUUACACAUUGGUAAACAGUCGACUGUCCCAACUUUUUUGGUGUUGCAAUGUGUUUUCGAUAUAGGACAGGGUGAAUUGAAUUUUCAAAUGACUUUUUGUUUUUUUCAUUUUCCAUACUGUCCCAACCUUUUCAGAAUUAUGGUUGUAUUUAAGGUGGAACUUUGGUAGACUGACCCUGUAGCAGUCAUCAUCUGACAUGUAGUGCAGCUAAGCAGAUACAAACACUUGUAUCUAUAAAAUUCAGAAUAAGUUUUAAAGAAGUUAAUUUGUUCUUGUUAUUCUUUAAUAUGAUGUAUAUUACAUCUAAGGCCUGGGUUAUACUUGUGGUUUAAACAUGUGACUGCAUGUAUAAGCUUGUCCUGCACAUUUGGAGGAUUAAAAGUGACAUCCUUUAGAUGGAACAUCAAAGCCAAAGCAUCCUUGUCCAUCAGGUGUAAAUAUUGACCAAUAAAAUGUUUAGCAACUUAAUUUUGUGUUUGUGCAGUCACUUAGAGAUAUUAAAUCCACAGUUGAGCUCUGUUGGUUUCUUUUAAAUACUGUUCAAUUCAGUGUUAUUUGUAUAGCACUUGUAACAAUGGACAUUGCCCCAAAGCAGCUUUACAGAAGUAUAUGAAUUCAGGA
Messenger RNA from Ictalurus punctatus (channel catfish), 3922 nucleotides. Its product is annotated as zinc finger protein 41. Gene Ontology annotation, biological process: regulation of transcription by RNA polymerase II. Gene Ontology annotation, molecular function: DNA-binding transcription factor activity; RNA polymerase II cis-regulatory region sequence-specific DNA binding. Lineage: Eukaryota; Metazoa; Chordata; Actinopteri; Siluriformes; Ictaluridae. Bases 507 to 1658 code for a protein of 383 amino acids. The transcript is spliced from 3 exons. The record is from RefSeq and is a predicted model, not a curated record.